AUGCUUGUCGAUACGUCUGGACAACGCAAUCUUCUCGUUUAUUUCCGUGCAUGCUGGCGAGGUGAGCGUCAAUCUGGCCAUGUCUGCCUUGACGGCCACCACUCUUGCUCCCGUGGCGGUAGAGCCAAUAUUCACCAUCAACACGUCGUCAACCUCGAGCUUUCUCACACGGGCCUGUUUCUGGCCGUCGGUCUUGACUCCCAACAGUCUUCUCAGAAGGAAGUAGUUGAUCUCGAUGUCUGUGAAAACAGAAGGCAGGUGGCCCUUAGAACCAACAACCUGUCCAACCAAACGGUCGGCUCUACACAGAGUAGGGUCGAUGUUGGUUCCCACACCAAUCAGUCCUCCUGGAACGGCAAACUUUAG
Messenger RNA from Ogataea philodendri, 366 nucleotides. RefSeq lists its product as uncharacterized. Lineage: Eukaryota; Fungi; Ascomycota; Pichiomycetes; Pichiales; Pichiaceae. The record is from RefSeq and is a predicted model, not a curated record. The coding region runs from base 1 to 366 and encodes 121 amino acids. The transcript has a single exon.